Impatiens glandulifera is the source of this 1180-nucleotide messenger RNA. Its product is annotated as protein IRX15-LIKE-like. NCBI's taxonomy places the organism in Eukaryota, Viridiplantae, Streptophyta, Magnoliopsida, Ericales, Balsaminaceae. The record is from RefSeq and is a predicted model, not a curated record. The coding region runs from base 97 to 1026 and encodes 309 amino acids. Gene Ontology annotation, biological process: xylan biosynthetic process. The transcript has a single exon.
AUAUUUCAUUACUCUCUUUAUAAUAUACCCACCACCACUUCAUCUUCUCCAACUUCAAGACACAAACAAAACAAGACAACCUUAAUCUCUCAAAAUAUGAAGAACAGCAAUACUAAUGGCAGCAGCACAAAACUAAUCCUUCUUCAUCCCUACAUUCAAAAACAAGGAACUUCCAACCGUCUAUGGCUUCUAUCUAUCAUCUCAAUGAUCUUCACCGUCGCUUUCCUCCUCACCUUCAUCUACACCCGCGAAUCCAUCUCCGCAACCGUCAUAACUGUCUCCCCUUCUUCUUCAUCUCCUCCCCUUUCCAAAACCCUAAUCAAAGCCCUCCUCCACUACGCCUCCAAUUCAAACAACACCGAUCACAUGUCUGCCUCUGAUAUAAAACCAAUCUCCGACGCCAUACGUAACUGCCCUUCCUCCCCAUGCAAUUUCCUCGUUUUCGGUCUCACCCACGAAACCCUACUAUGGAAAGCCUUAAAUCACGGCGGUCGAACGGUUUUCAUCGAUGAAAACCGAUACUAUGCCGCCCAUGUAGAGGAAAAGUUUCCGGAGCUCGAGGUUUACGACGUUCAAUACACGACGAAGAUGAGCGACGCAAAAGAAUUAGUGGCGGUAGCCAAACACGCCUCAAACAAUGAGUGUCGGCCAGUGCAGAAUUUGUUGUUUUCAGAUUGUAAGUUGGGGAUUAACGAUCUUCCUAAUGGGCUUUAUGAGGUUGAUUGGGAUUUAAUUUUGGUUGAUGGGCCGAGAGGGUAUUGGGCCGAUGGGCCGGGCCGAAUGAUGUCGAUAUUUACGGCUGGUGUGUUGGCGAGGAGCAAGAAGGGAGGAAGAACACAUGUUUUCGUUCAUGAUUAUAAUAGAAAGGUGGAUAAAUUUACGGCGGAUGAGUUUUUGUGUAGAGAAAAUUUGGUGAUGAAAUCGAAAGAUAUGUUGGGGCAUUUCGUGUUGGAGAGAAUGGAAGAAGGAAGUUUUCAAUUUUGCAAAAAUCACACUUCGCCUUCUUCGUCGUCUUCAUCGUCUUGAUUAAUGAAUGUUGUAAUUUUAUAUAUUCUUGUUGUUCUUCUCUAUUUGAAUAUGGUUGGUUUUGAACAUAAAAAUGGGAGAGAUGUGGUUAUUUAAUUAUCAUCAAAAUAUUGUAUUUUUUAUUUGGGAAUGAGACAUUUUAGGAUUCAUGGGA